CAGCGCUCUGAGAGAUACAGACCGGUGAGAACAUUUGUCAGGGCUGGCUGACGAGGCUCCCCUCGACUCUGCUCCUGCUUCUUUUUUUGAAUCAGUGGAAAGGCUGUGAGCGUUGUGUUAGCGGACUGAAAAAGGCACGCCUGUUUGACACCUGAAUAUACUCUCCUCUGCACACCCACCAGAAGCUGCAGCAUCAGGGUGUCAUCAUGUGGAUGAAAGGCUUGCUCCUAGUCUGCCUGACCUCCCUGCUCCUCGAGCUCUCCAGUGCUGGUCUGGUAAAAAAGAUCAUCCGCCACCGUAGAGAGGCUCUGAUACCCAAGAAGACGCAGGAGAACCUCACCCUGCCCAACCCGGACCAGCCAGUAGUAUUCAACCACGUCUAUAACAUCAACGUGCCCUCCUCAUCCCUCUGCUCCGUGGACCUCGACUCCCCCGGAGGCACUGAGCUCAAACACAAGAGCGCUCCGAUGGGCAUGCAGAACACCGAGCACAUCGAAAACACGGAGGAUGGAGAGAAUCAGAUUGUUUUCACACACCGGAUCAGUAUUCCCAAGCAGGCUUGUGGAUGUGACAACCAGCUUCCAGACAUCAAGGAUAUCUUGAACAGGCUGGAGAUGCUGGAGUCUGAGCUGUCUAGUCUGAGAGAGCAGUGCAGCAGUGGCUCUGGCUGCUGCGGGGCUCCAGUUACAGGUGAAGUCUCCACUAAACCAUUCUGUAACGGCCGUGGGAACUGGAGCACUGACACCUGCAGCUGUGUUUGUGAGCCUGGAUGGAAGGGCCCCAACUGCACUGAACCCGAAUGCCCCAACGACUGCCAGGACCAGGGCCGCUGUGUCGACGGUAAGUGUGAGUGCUUCGAUGGCUUCGGUGGGGACGACUGCGGCAUCGAGCUCUGCCUGCUGGACUGUGGCGACUAUGGCCACUGUGUUGAUGGGUCGUGUCUCUGUGAGGACGGCUUCCUUGGUGAAGACUGCACCCAGACCAACUGCCUCAACAACUGCCUAGGCCGCGGCCGCUGCGUGGAUGACGAGUGCGUCUGUGACGAGCCUUGGACAGGUUUCGACUGCUCCGAGCUCAUCUGUCCAAACGAUUGCUAUGACCGAGGGCGCUGUGUCAACGGAACCUGCUACUGUGACGAAGGCUUCACUGGUGAAGACUGUGGAGAGAUUACCUGUCCUGGCAACUGUAACAACCGCGGCAUGUGUGUGAAUGGCCUGUGUGUGUGUCAAACCGGCUACAGUGGAGAGGACUGCUCAAAACUCACUUGUCCCAACAACUGCAAUGAGAGGGGUCAUUGCUUCAAUGGAAAGUGCAUCUGCGAUCCAGGAUUUGAGGGUGAUGAUUGCUCCAUACUCUCUUGCCCUGACAACUGCAGCAACAGGGGCCAGUGCAUAAAUGGAGAAUGUGUAUGCGAUGUAGGAUACCAAGGUGAAGACUGCAGCGAGCUCUCCUGCCCCAACAACUGCCAAGGUCGCGGCCGCUGUGUAAACGGACAGUGCGUAUGUGACCGAGGCUAUGCCGGGGAGGACUGUAGCAUCAAGACCUGUCCAAAAGACUGCAUGGGACGUGGAGAGUGUGUGGAUGGCAAAUGCAUUUGCUUCGUUGGUUUCACUGGGAAAGACUGUGGAGAGCUGACCUGUCCCAAUGACUGCUUGGACCGUGGUCACUGUGUGAAUGGGCAGUGUGUUUGCCAUAAGGGUUUCACUGGUGAGGACUGCAGUGAGAAGACGUGUCCCAAGAACUGUCUAGACAGAGGUUACUGUGUCGAUGGUAAAUGUGUUUGCUAUGAGGGUUUCACCGGGCCGGACUGCUCCCUACUGACCUGCCCAGAUGACUGCCACAACCAGGGCCGCUGUGAAAAUGGGGUGUGUGUGUGCGAUGAAGGAUUCAUUGGAGAGGACUGCUCUGGAGUCUCACCUCCAAAGGAUCUAACAGUGGUGGAAGUAAAUCCAGAGACUGUCGACCUGUCCUGGGAGAAUGAGAUGCGCGUGACAGAGUAUCUGAUCACCUACGUGCCCACGGCCCCUGGAGGUCUGGAGCUGGACAUGCAGGUGUCUGGGGACCAGAAGAAGGCCACUAUUCGAGAGCUUGAGCCUGGUGUGGAGUACCUGAUCAGUGUCUAUGCUGUGCUAAACAACAAGAGGAGCAUUCCUGUCAGUGCCAGGGUGGCUACACAUCUGCCUGAGCCCGAGGGACUCAAGUUUAAGUCCGUGCGAGAGACAUCAGUUGAAGUGCAAUGGGACCCAUUGGACAUUUCCUUUGAUGGCUGGAACCUCAUCUUCAGAAACACGAAAGAGGAGGAUGGUGAGAUUCUUAACUCCUUGGGCCGUCCAGAGACCACCUUUGAGCAGUCGGGCCUGGGCCCUGGCCAGGAGUACGAGGUCAAACUGCAGGUGGUGAAGAAUAACAAGCUUGGAAAGCCUGCCUCCAAAAACGUCAUCACAAGGAUCGAUGCCCCCAGCCAGGUGAACGUGCGUGAUGUGACUGACACCACGGCGCUGGUGACAUGGUUCCAGCCUGUGGCUGAGGUGGACGGGGUCAGCGUUGCAUAUGGUCCCAGCUCUAACCCUGCUGAUCGUAACAUAGUGGAACUGUCAUCUACUGACACCCAGUACCACCUGGGUGGCCUUAACCCCGACACCCAGUAUGAGGUGUCUCUGACCGCUCGUAGAGGAGAACGGACCAGCACUCCCGUCUAUGAGUCAUUCCUCACAGACCUUGAUGCCCCCACGGACCUGCAGACAGUGGAGCUGACAGAUGAGAGCAUCACCCUGGAGUGGAAGAACAGCCAGGCUCACGUAGAAAACUACCGCAUUAAAUACGGCCCUCUGUCUGGAGGCGAACAUGGAGAGCUGCUGUUCCCACCAGGACCAAGGGACAUCACCCAGGCCAAGAUCACAGGUCUGAGGCCGGGAACAGAGUAUGGCAUGGGUGUGACAGCAGUGAAGGAUGAGCGAGAGAGUCUUCCGACAACCACCAACGCAGUGACAGCGCUGGAUGCUCCCAAGGACCUGACUGUUGCAGAGGUGACAGAGACCACCAUGAUGUUGGAGUGGAAGCGCCCCCUAGCCAAACUGGACUCCUACAGAUUGGUUUAUGUGUCAGCUGACGGCCACAGGGAUGAGGAAGUGGUCCCUGGCAGUUCUGAGUCUCACACUUUGAGGAGCCUUACACCCGGCAUGUUGUACACCAUUAGCAUCACUGCUGAGAGGGGCCGCAGGACCAGUGCACCCACCUCAAUCUCAGCCCCCACAGAGGAGGAGAAGCCUGUGGUGACCAAUGUCACAGUCAGCGAUGUAUCGUGGGAUAGCUUCCUCCUGACUUGGUCUGCUGAGGACGGGGCUUUCGAAGCCUUUUUGAUCGAGGUUACUGAUGCAGAGACGGGUGCUGAGUGGCAAAACCACACAGUGCCCGCCAGCGCUCGCAGCCUUGCCGUCUCUGGCCUCUUCCCCACCACCUGGUACAGGGCCAAUCUGUACGGGCAGUACAGGGGGGCCCUCUUAGACCCUGUGUUUGCAGACACCAUCACAGAGGCUGAACCAUUGGUGCAGGCUCUCCUAGUCUCCGACAUCACCCCGGACAGCUUUAGGCUGUCUUGGACGGCUGAAGAGGACGCCUUUGACACUUUUGUCAUAAUGGUCAGCGAGACCGAGGGCCCAGGCCAACCGAGAGAGCUGGUGCUGGGUGGGGAGGAGCGAAGCACAGCUGUCACAGAUCUCAGCGAGGACACGGAGUACAGAGUGGAGAUCUUUGGGCUCAUUUUGGGGAAACGCUCCAAGUCUGUAAUGGAGCAGGUCAGAACAGACCUCGGCCCGCCUAAAGGCAUCCGCUUCUCUGAUGUCACGGACACAUCUGCCACCGUGCACUGGGUGGUGCCACGAGCCCGGGUGGACAGCUACAGGGUCACCUAUGUGCCUGCUCAUGGAGGUACUGCAAAGACACUAACAGUAGAUGGCUCUGAGUCUCAGACUGUGCUGCCCAACCUGACCCCUGGGGUCACCUAUGAGGUCACCGUGGUUGCUGUUAAAGGUCAGAGGGAGAGUGAGCCUGGAUCGGACAGCGUCACCACAGCUCUGGAUAAGCCCCGCGGUCUGACUGCAGUAAACAUCACCGACACGGAAGCUCUGCUGCUGUGGCAGCCUGCCAUCGCUACAGUGGACGGAUAUGUCAUCACGUACAGCGCCGACUCAGUGGCUCCAGUGAUGGAGCGUGUCUCAGGAAACGUGGUGGAGUUUGAAAUGAGCUCUCUGACCCCUGCAACCUUCUACACAGUUAAAGUCUAUGCUGUGAGGGACUUGGCCAAGAGUGCAGCCACUACAACUGUGUUCACCACUGAUGUGGACGCCCCACAGGACCUGGCAGCCAGUAACAUCCAGACUGAGAGCGGUCUGCUGACUUGGAAGCCUCCUCGCGCUGACAUCACGGGCUACAUACUCAGCUUUGAGUCUGCAGAAGGCACAGUCCGGGAGGUGGUCCUGAGUCCUACUGCAGUCUCCUAUAACAUGGCCCAGCUCAGCGCAUCCACAGAGUACUCUGUCAAGCUGCAGGCUAUUGCUGGUCCAAAGAGAAGCCGAGUCAUCACGACUGUUUUCACUACCACUGGUGUACUCUACAGACAUCCUAAAGACUGUUCUCAGGCCCUGCUGAAUGGUGACACCACGUCUGAUGUGUAUACCAUCUAUGUGGGUGGAGAUGAGAGCCAGCCCAUUCAGGUGUACUGUGACAUGACCACGGAUGGAGGUGGAUGGAUCGUUUUCCUCAGACGUCAGAGUGGGAAAUUGGAGUUUUUCCGCAACUGGAAGAAUUACACUGCUGGCUUUGGUGACAUGAAUGAUGAGUUCUGGCUGGGUCUGUCCAACCUUCAUAAGAUAACAGCUGGAGGCCAGUAUGAGCUGCGGGUCGACCUCAGAGAUAAGGGAGAAACAGCUUACGCUCAGUAUGACAAAUUCUCUGUGUCUGAACCACGAACACGCUACAAGGUCCAUGUAGGAGGAUACAGCGGAACAGCAGGCGACUCAAUGACCUACCAUCAUGGCCGUCCAUUCUCCACCUACGACCACGACAACGACAUCGCUGUCACCAACUGUGCCCUGUCCUACAAGGGAGCUUUCUGGUAUAAAAACUGCCACCGUGUCAAUCUCAUGGGACGAUAUGGAGAUAACAGUCACAGCAAGGGUGUGAACUGGUUCCACUGGAAAGGCCACGAGCAUUCAAUCGAGUUUGCUGAGAUGAAGAUCAGGCCAUCCAACUUCAGAAACCUGGAAGGCAGAAGGAAACGAUCAUAAAGAAACCCAUCAUCACCAACAGGAACAACAAGAACAACACUUCUACUACUCCGUCUGGACUCCCCAUAAACCACCUCGACUCCAACACCCACACACCCUGCAGCGACCAAAGCCACUGCCAAGAGCCCAACGCACCUUCCCUCCUCCCACUUACUGUCAGAUCAGCAUUGACUCCAUGAGCCCAUCCCUCUGUGAUACGGUUGCGGAAAUGCUACAAGUGCGGAAAUCAAUGUGCAUGUUACAAACUGGACUUAAACCAAGCCCACACCGAUUCUUUACACGCACCAAAGAGAGCAAACCCAUCCCACCUGAGUCUGAUUCCAUCUCUUAUGUUGCAGCAUUUGUGGGGAGGAGAAUGUGGAGCUUGGGCAUUUUGUUGUGUACAGUAAUUAAUACAGUUCCCUAUUUCACAUCCAAGCCACGUUUGGGGUUUUACAGAAUGGACAGGAUGUUUAUAGAACAAUCUGGUCUUGUUUAGGUUCAGGGCCUCUUUGCUUGAGCAGAUAAUACAGUGAUAAUUCAGCUGGAUUGUCAUAGAAAUUCUAUUCCUUGUACAGAACUGUACAUGUAUCUGAAUUAAACAUUUGAAAAGGGAUACUCUGUAGAUGGCACUGCUCAGAUGACAGAUUUCUCCAUCUAACAUGCCAUUUGUUUGUCUUUGUGCAACUUUACUCGUCUGUCACUUUAUCCCUCCCAGGUUUCCUCAUCUCCUGCAGAACAAGCCAACACCAACAAAAGAAACUUGUAUGACAAAGUAUUUUACCUGCCACAUCCCACAUCCAAGUGGAUGGAAAAUGUUUCCAUUUAUUAUGUGAGUGCUUGAAAGCAUCAUGCUAAAGCCACAGUAUUGUGUUUUAAAAAAAGAAAAAAGCUAAAGAAGAUUAAAGAAAAGCUUCAAUUUAUUUUCUUUCUUUAAUGAAUCCAAGGCAGGACCUGUUGUUAAGUAUAUAAUGAAAUGAGGUGAUCACAUUUUCUCCUUUCUCUUUGCAAAAUGUGAAUACAGUGCAUAUAUGUGGUUCAAGAGAAUGUUAUAUGUUGUUGACACAAAACAUGAAAAAAGGUCAAUUCCAAUUGAAUUUUAUUCGACAUUGUAGGGUCUCUAUGCUUAUGUUGAUGAUCGUGUUUGAUCAGGCCAAAUCUAGAGAACUAGUAAAUGUUGUUACCCCCCCCACCCCCCACCC
Cheilinus undulatus (humphead wrasse) is the source of this 6466-nucleotide messenger RNA. It is a transcript of the gene tnc, whose product is annotated as tenascin C. The record is from RefSeq and is a predicted model, not a curated record. NCBI's taxonomy places the organism in Eukaryota, Metazoa, Chordata, Actinopteri, Labriformes, Labridae. Bases 207 to 5285 code for a protein of 1692 amino acids. Gene Ontology annotation, molecular function: protein binding. The transcript has 23 exons.